Messenger RNA from Meloidogyne enterolobii, 255 nucleotides. Lineage: Eukaryota; Metazoa; Nematoda; Chromadorea; Rhabditida; Meloidogynidae. The record is from the annotation of a GenBank genome assembly.
AUGGCUUCUCCUGCACCGCCUCUUGGACCAGCGCUUGGACAAAGAGGUGUUAACGUUGGAAAUUUUUGCAAAGAAUUUAAUACCGUGACUGAAAGCAUUAAAAACGCCACAAUUUUGCCUGUUACUGUCCAUGUAAAACCUGACAGAACAUAUGAAAUUGAGAUAGAGACUCCCACAACAAAAUGGUUGUUAAUGCAGGCGGCUGGAAUUCGAAGAGAAAAACAGGAAGACGGUUGGAGAUUUUUUAAUAAUUAA